UGCAGCUCUAUUUCUGUAGGCAGCUGAGGACUGGUGAGCGUGCGCAAGGGACACAAGGGAGACACCUUCAAGCUCAAUGCUCGUGACCGAAAGCAAGCUCGUCCCCAUGGCGUGUCAUUGAGCAAAUCCUGGUCAUCGGCUUUAGUUGAGAGAGAGAGUGGAAUAUUGAAGCAUGGCCGGAGAGACGCUGCGCCUUUGCGCCUUUGUAAUGUGCGCGAUCCACGCGAGCUCUGGAUUUAACAUUGACACGCAGUUCCCGAUCAUCAAAGAGGGAAAAAACAAAGGCAGUUUCUUCGGAUUUUCAGUUGCAUUACACAAACAGACGGGGAAAAUCGAGCAACACUUGUUGUUGGUCGGGGCUCCUCAAGAGAAAGCCCAAGCCUCCCUCAGCAAGUUUAACAUCAAUCAGACCGGAGCUGUGUAUUCCUGCCCCAUCACCACCGCCCGAGAUGACUGCAGGACCAUGGAUCUCAUCACUCCACCACAAUCCACAGAGAUGGUGGAGGGUAUGUGGCUGGGAGUCACUGUGGCCAGUCAGAAGAAUGGAGGACGUGUGCUGGCAUGUGGUCACCGCUACGUCAAAAUACUUCUGGGUGCAGAAGAACAGCAACGCAUGGUGGGCAAAUGUUACGUGCGUGGCAACGACCUCAGCUACGACCCGUCCGAUUACUGGCAGUCUGACACUUACGAGCUGUGCGACUUCAACUAUGACCAGAAUCUGGAGGGCAUGUGUAACAUGGGCAUCUCAGGGGGGAUGACGGAGAGCGACGUGUACUUCGGGGCACCGGGCAGCUUCGUGUGGCAAGGUAACGUCCACAUGAAAUGCAGAGACACCAACUCAGAUUUCGAGGGCGAUGCCGAUGAGAAAAGCUUCGGAAAGCUGGCCGAGGAUCGGCUCAACAUUUACAUAGGUUACUCAGUGCUGGAGGACAUAAAGUUACUGCAUCGCUCAGAGUACACUGUGGUGACGGGCGCUCCCAGAGACGGCUUCAGGGGUUCUGUCAUCAUGGCACAGAAAACCGACAGAGACCUGACUCUUCACCCACUGAACAUUUCAGGGGAACAGAUAGGCUCGUACUUCGGCAGCAGCUUGGCGGUGACAGACCUCAACAAUGAUGACUGGAACGACCUGAUUGUCGGCGCUCCUUUCUACUUUGAACGCUACAACGAGGAAGGGGGGGCCGUGUACAUUUACAUGAAUGACAACGGAUCCUUCAAGGAAAAGGCCAGCGUGGUUCUGAAGGGGAAGAAGGGUUCUGGUUUUGGAUUCGCUGUGGCCGCAGUGGGAGAUGUCAAUCAGGAUGGGUUUCAAGAUUUUGCUGUGGGUGCUCCUUUCCAAGAUUCUGGAAAAGUCUACAUUUGGAUGGGGGGUAAAAGUGGAAUAACAAAGGAACCCAGUCAGGUGAUAGAGGGAAAAUCUCUGCUCACCGGAGGCUUCCAGACGUUUGGUUAUUCUCUGAAUGGAGGAAUGGAUGUUGAUGGGAAUGAUUACCCUGACAUUGUCGUGGGAUCUCUGGAUGACCACGUUGCUCUUUUGAGGGCACGCCCCGUCAUCCACCUCUCCAAAAUCUUUACAGUGGAGCCAAAGAUUGUGAUUCCAAGCCAAUGUGUUGUUAAUUCCUGUAUAAAGGUGAAGGUGUGUUUCAGCUACAUCCUCAGCAAUGGAAACAAAGCCUUUAAGAAGGACAUCGCUGUGAGGUACACAGUGGAUGCUGACCAUAAUCGCCGCGGCGCCCGAGUCCGUUUCCUUGACAACAAGCUGAGCACAUUCACAGGCCUUCUCUCUUUCUCUGCUCCCACAUGUAAAGAGCUGGAGCUCAGUGUUAUUACCCCUGUACUGGACAAACUACAGCCUAUAGUCUUCACUCUGAACGUGUCACUAGAUGAACAGAAAACAACAGCACAACAAACAUUACAGAACCUGGACGCUUUUCCUGUGUUGAGCGGCCAGCAGACCCUGACGGACAAAACUGAGAUUAACUUUCAUAAGGAGUGUGGUGCUGAUAACAGGUGUAGCAGUAACCUGCAGCUCCAGGCCAAGUUUGCAGAUGAGAACUUCGUUCCCUUUCCAGGUCAGAUGAUGGAGUUCAACAGUAAUAUAAAGAAGCUGGUGAUGUUGGUUGAGGUCACAAAUGUGGCAGAUUCGAACAGAGAGGCUGAGGACGCGCAUCAGGCCACGCUCAACAUCACCAUUCCACACACGCUGAAGUACUCAGGGCUCCGAACUCCGUUUGGUUUUGAUGUCCAGUGCACAGCAGACAAGGCUGUUCUAUGUGAUCUGGGAAACCCAUUUAAAAGCGCUCAGAAGGCUUCACUGAUAUUCAUCUUUGAAACGUCUGGAAUCACACUUUACACAGAGUUCAUCGACUCUCAGCUUCAGCUCUCCACUUUUAGUGAGCAGAAAGAUCUUCUUCCUUUUCCUGUGACACUCAAAGUCAAGAACACCAUCCUCUCUUCAUUCUCCUUAGAAAGACCAAUGGUGGACACGUCCUUCAGUGGAAAUGUGGUUGGAGAGUCUGCCAUGAGAAGCAUCGGUGAUGUGGGGAGUCCAGUAGAGUUUGUGUUUCAUGUGCGUGUGUUGGGAGAGCCGCUGGGAGAUAUGGGAACUCUAAUGAUUGAUUUUGAAUGGCCGUUUGAGGUAACCAAUGGGAAAUGGCUGCUGUAUCUCACAGAGAUAGUCGUGAAAGGAACAUCAGAGUCACGCUGCGUCCCGUCGGGCAAUAUUGUCAACCCCCGCAACCUCACACUGUCAGAUGAAGGUGCUAAGCGACUCAAAAGAGACGUGGACACCAGUUUCCCUUACGCGGAAGCUGCGAUUACAGUUCUGACACCUCGCAAAGUGACUCAUUUACUGGAGUGUUCAAAGCGAACGGCUCGCUGUGUGACGUUCUCCUGCCCGCUGAAGAACAUGUCGAACCACGCCGAGAUCAAAGUCCGCUCUCGUGUGUGGAACAGCACCAUGCUGGAGGAUUAUGGCAACGCCUUACGAGUACAGGUACGAGGCCAGGCGACGCUGAGACUGCUGACUGAUAAACCUGCCAUCAAAAUGGAUAGUCAGACCAGAGAGUUUCAAGUGAACAUUGAUCCGGUUCUGGGAGAGGAGGCGCCGUAUGAAGUUCCUCUGUGGAUCAUCAUCGUUGCAGCGAUUGCUGGAAUAGUGUUAUUGGGCAUCAUCAGUUUAAUUCUGUGGAAGUGCGGUUUCUUCAAGAGGGCUGUUUACUACAGGAUGAUGCCAAAGUACCACGGUGUGAAGGUUCGCAGAGAGCAGCGCUACGCGUUUAACAAGGCCUUUCAGCCUGAGCAAGAACUCGCCAAGAAGCUCUGGGUCACCAACUGGACAGAAAUGCACCAAUAAUAUUACUACUGAACUCUACAAAGGCUGCGCUCACAGAGCCAGGGGCACGAGCCGAUUGGAGGAUUUAUUUUAUUACCUUAACAAACACUGGAUGAUGGCUUUCAGAGAUGUCGGUCGCACAAUGAGCUCUAAAGAACAAAGUGCAAUAUCUGUGCAAUAUCGCCUCUGUUUUACAGAUCAUUCGAAUUUGAUAAGAGCAAACAUGUUUUGAUGAACCUGGGACGUCUCUGAUUUAGCUGUAAAGAAAUGCUUUAUUUUCCUAUUGCUAUAGUACAGUUUGUAAAUAUUUUUUGGCCUUUUCAGGUUCCAUAUGUGUGUUGUGUUGAAUCGGGAUUCCUCAUUACACUGUUAAACAUUUUACAAAUAUUUAAACAAGGUGAUUUUGCAUAGAAGUCAGAUGAUGUCUGCUUUGGAUUACCUAAAGCAGGAUAUUUCACUCAUCAACUGUGUUGAAUUCUGAUCUGAGACCCGAGCCGAGGACAAAAGCCCUGCUUCCCAGUUCAGUCCCUUUGUCUAUUGUGAUUUCCAGGUACUGAAACAGUCUGUGUUGACUGGGACAUCCAGCCCUCCAAUGGAGGAAGUGUGAUAUAUUCAUCAUUAUUCAUUAUGACUAGAGAUGCACCGAUAUAUCGGCCAAUAAUCGGUAUUGGUCGAUAAAAGCAUUUUUUCAUGUAGUUUAAAAACAGCCUAUAUAUCCUAGAUCCAGUUUGAUGUUCAACAUUAAUAGUCAUUAUAUGAAUUAAUAACAUUCAGAAAGUUAAAAAAUUAUCAUUAAAUCUUAAGGAUCAGUA
Molecule: messenger RNA, 4146 nt
Organism: Triplophysa dalaica
Lineage: Eukaryota; Metazoa; Chordata; Actinopteri; Cypriniformes; Nemacheilidae
Gene: itga3b
Product: integrin, alpha 3b
Exons: 25
Coding region: 173-3355 (1060 amino acids)
Biological process (GO): leukocyte migration; integrin-mediated signaling pathway; cell adhesion mediated by integrin
Cellular component (GO): integrin complex; external side of plasma membrane
Molecular function (GO): integrin binding
Source: RefSeq, a predicted model, not a curated record